Messenger RNA from Purpureocillium takamizusanense, 1765 nucleotides. RefSeq lists its product as uncharacterized. Lineage: Eukaryota; Fungi; Ascomycota; Sordariomycetes; Hypocreales; Ophiocordycipitaceae. The transcript has 3 exons. The coding region runs from base 86 to 547 and encodes 153 amino acids. The record is from RefSeq and is a predicted model, not a curated record.
AAUCAACACCACACACACCCACCACCAUGACGCACUCUUGUUGGCUCACCCGCCCGUUCACCUUCCCGCGGUGGCAAAACACAGCAUGCUAGCAAGGGAAAGGAGCAACGGCGGCCACGAGCGCAACCGCAAUCGUAACCUCUUCCCUGCAUCGCACCGCUCUGCACACAAACCCCAGUACUAUUCAAUAACACCCGUCAUCAAUCAUCCCAACAUCUCAAAACCCGUCCUCAUUUCCCAGGUUCAUCAUCAACUCCACCUCGAAAUCAUGUCCUCCUCCUCGUCGCCCACGAGCAUGCCCAUCCACCACCACCACCACUACCGCUCCCAAGAGGAGGAGCAAGAGGAGGAGAAAGCAAAAGCCGCGCCCCCCGCCGCCCCCGCCGCACACCCAGACGCCAACGCUGCUCGCGCCAUGGAUCACACCAAUUCCUGGAAGCCCAGUCUCGACCGCCGCCAAAGCUGGAGCAAGGAGGACCAGAAGCACGCCCUGCAAAUGUCCUCGCUCGACGGCGUCAAGGCCGGGCCAGGGUUUACCGAGAAGUAGGAGAGGCUGCUGCGGGAGGACCACGGUGUGUGUGUGUUUCACAGAAUGGCCGGACAAGGCAUCAACGGUACGGUACGGCACACAUCAAAUCACGGCAAUGAGCAAUCUUCGCCACUUGGGACCGCAUGGCAAGGCACCAUGCAUAAUUGUAUUCGUUGGCUUCCAUUGCAGCAACAAAGUUGAUCAAUUCCUCGCUUGUAUCCCAGAGCCAUGCGCCGUGAUACCUAGACUACAAAAGAGAAUGGUGAGUGAGGACUUUCCGCCCAGCCUCCCCCCACCCCAGCAUGGGUAUUCCAAAAUCACUCCUUCACAGACCAUUGGGGCCUCUUCCCGUUGAGACAUACUCACCCACAACACCCACGGCGUAUGCAAUGCCUGCCACCCAAACGGUGCCCACCACCACCUUCCGAGCGAGGCUCCUCUUCUUCUUGCCCCGAUACUUGCCCCUACCAGUAAAGCUUUCCUCGGUAGACGGUGGCGAUGGCUUGGCCCCCUCCCCGGCAACUCCGUCAUAAUUGACAAAACCCGUGGGGCUGGCAAAGUUGCCCGUCACAGGCUUGCCCAUCAUGUCGAUGGGAUUGACGGGAGCUCCCGUGGCCUGCGCCAACGUCGACUCGGGCGAGCCGGGUCGCACCUUUCGAAACACGAGCACGUCGCCGCUCCCAGACACAAUCUCGUACCCCUGCGACUGAAGUGGUGCGAAGUGCGGCAGGAAUUUGGAGGGGUUGGACAGGCGCAACAGGGCCGCCGCAGGAGAUUCUGACGAGGUCGUUUCAUGAACCCCAGAUGCCGUCUCGGCAAUGGUGAUGCUCUGCGUUGCAGGGUCAUAUGCGAGAAUCUUGUACAAGGCUGGCUGUUCCGCCUCGGCCUGGGUCGCCGACGCAGUCGCAUGCUCCCUAGGCGCCUUGGCCUUGUGGUGCUUGACAAAAGUCGGCCACGUCGACUCUCCAUUGCACUCUUCUGCGUAGCUCGUCUGCAGGCCCUGAGGCGCCUUGGAGUAGUGAUCUUCAUGGUCUGUCGCCCCGCGAGGUCUGGCAAACCGGGCUCUUCGCUGCGUGGCGCCCCGGUUCAUAGCGGGUUCCAACUUGGUAGACUCUUGAGGGAAGCUCUCGUCCAUUGAGCUCACCUGCGUCUCCUCACUCUCGCCGCUUUGAGACACCAUGCUUGGCGGUGCUCCGUGGUCGUCAUCGUUGCGGUUGUUUGGGUACAAAGUCGACU